This is a messenger RNA of Colletotrichum orchidophilum, 1977 nucleotides long. RefSeq lists its product as uncharacterized. The coding region runs from base 1 to 1977 and encodes 658 amino acids. NCBI's taxonomy places the organism in Eukaryota, Fungi, Ascomycota, Sordariomycetes, Glomerellales, Glomerellaceae. The record is from RefSeq and is a predicted model, not a curated record. The transcript has 2 exons. Gene Ontology annotation, molecular function: DNA-binding transcription factor activity, RNA polymerase II-specific; RNA polymerase II transcription regulatory region sequence-specific DNA binding; protein binding.
AUGGAGCAAACGUUCAUGACCAUUCAUUCCACGGACCCUAACGCUGCUAUUUUAUUCGUGUCCGACUCAGUAUACGACAUACUGGGUUAUACCUCUCAGGAAGUGCAGGGCAGAUCAUGUUUUGACUUCUUCCACCCCGACGAGGUACCCUUCGCUCGCUCUAUCCAUAGCCGCGGCGUCUUGCUGGACAAGGCAGCAGUGCUUCACUAUGUUCGCAUCAGGGCACGCAAUGGCCAGUGGGUCAGCUGCGAAUGCUGCUUCACUGUCGUCCACGAUGUUUUGGUUGCAUGUACCAGUAUUUACCGCCGGGACGAAAAGAGUCACAGACGAGCCGUCGAAGCACCUCAGAUCCGUCGACUGUUUUCGAGUUCCCCUCGGGACCCUCGUUACCACAUGCUGGAGCAUCUGUCACCCAAGUUCAGAAUGCCUCCUGUGGAACGCGAGCCGCGCGCAGCUCUCAUCUUGAACAGAUUCACCCGCACCCUGACCGUCAUGUUCGCGACCAAUGCGGUCUCGUCAAUUCUCGGCGUCAGACCCGACCAGAUCAAAGACAAGAGCUUCUACGAAUGCAUACAGGAGAAUUGCUUGCCGGAUGCCAUCCGUUGCUUGGAGAGCGCAAAGGCCAAUGACUCGAUUGCCUAUCUAAGGUUUUGGUAUAGAGACCCGCGUCGGCCUGAAGAUUUUGGCAAUGGGGAGGAGGACGAAGAGCACAAUAGCGGAAAUUCUAGUGACUCUGAUGGCGGAGGUGUUCAACUCGAUGGUCGCAUGGACAUUGACGAUGAUGACAGUCCUGCGAUCAAACAAGAAGAUCAAGGCCGUCCGGAUAUGUCGAAUCACAGCUCUGCAAACCAAACAGCAACCACAAACGCCUCGGGCUCGAGCAACCAAACGCAACACACUGCAGCUACCACCGCCCCGUCAGUUGACGGAUCGGCGGCCCAGGCAUCGACGCCCGCGGAACCCAUGCGAGACCGUCGGCGGGAACCACCCCAGGCUUUUGAGCUCGAGGCUGUUGUGUCAUGCACGUCCGAUGGUCUGGUUGUUGUCAUUCGCAGAGCGCGCCCACCGAUUCCAGCACCUCACCCGCCGUUGGUCGUCCCGACUUACACCAAUGGUCUUUUUGCUGCGCCUUGGGGUCAACAUCCCAUCCGGCCUCAAGUCCCUCAGGAGAUGCUCUAUACCUUUAGGCCUCCUCUCAUGCCUCAAUACAUGCCUUUGCAAGACAACGUUAUGGCUGCUGGGGGUCCACCUGUAGAUCAUCUUAUGAGUUCCAUCAGAGACGUUGCGGUUUUUGCCUGGGCACUGGUGGGAAUCAAUGGCAAUCUCGCCACGUACACGCGAGGAAUGCCACGCGGCGAAUCUCAGCCAGACGGGCUGCCUGUCUGGGAUCCCAGUGCGGGAAGUGCUGCUUUGCAUGGACCGGAAAACCAGGCGGUUCGUCGAUGGGCCCAAUACGACAAGGAGAAGGCCUUUGGCCCGUCCUCAUCAGCUUACCAGCAGUCAUACUCCCAAGGCAUGCCAUCCGGUUAUGGCCAUGUGCCUCAGAGUGGGAUGAGCAGCUACAUCUACUCUCAGCCACCGCCGCCCACAUGGCCUGGUCUCCAGCCCGCCUACACAUCGGCAUAUGACCCUUACCCGCGGAACAACAGCCAUCGAGACCAGCAUCACCAACAUCAUCAGCAGCAACGGAACCACGACUUACAGCAGAGCCAUCAACAGCACCAACAACCGCAAGGCUUUGGCCAACAAGGAGCGCUAGAAAAUCAUUCAUGGGGCGAAGUGCCCCCACCGUACAACGGCCAAGGCCAGGCUAAUGGUAAUUCCAAUGGACAAGUCAGUGGAAAUGCCGGUGGACAAUCAAACGGACAAACCAAUGGGCAAUCCAACAGACGUGUCGAUGGAAACGCCGGCAAUGGCCUAAACACAUCGGCCGGACUAAAUGAUCCAUCUCAUGGUUAUCGUUACCCAUGGCAGUAG